This is a messenger RNA of Phaedon cochleariae (mustard beetle), 11725 nucleotides long. The record is from the annotation of a GenBank genome assembly. Lineage: Eukaryota; Metazoa; Arthropoda; Insecta; Coleoptera; Chrysomelidae.
GCUGGACGCUGUUGCAUCUCCAGUCGUCGCCUGCCUUCCGAUCGCGCUGUUGCUGAUACUCGCGACGCGAAUUCGCUGGUGCUCAGAAAGUAAUACUCAGAAAUUGCUCAGGAGGUUUUCUGAGCCGGGGUUUGUUGGUAUCGCGUACGCGGUCGUGCGAACUGAUCUGUUUUUUUUUCUGUGGUGAAGAUUUUUGUUUGUGAAUUUUUUCAGGUGUUCUGGAUAAUUUCAGAUUCCAGCUACAGUAAUCUCAGUGCCAAAUCUUCUCUUAUCUAUCAACUUUCCGUAACCACGAAAUAAUCGGGAACAACCUACUCGAUCACUCUACCAACCCAUUUAAAACCUGCAACCGCCAUCGACUAGUCGUCGGCAGUGACUGAGCUCCAAGAUCUCACCCCGGCAGUGAUAACGUACCCACGUGACACUCCCCUCUCCACCAACAGUGACCGAGUCCCAAUAUCUCGUAGCGGCCCAGUGGCAGUGGCUAAGACCUUAUAGCACAUUUGGGCAGUGACUGAGACCCCAUACCGCGUUCGGGCAGUGACUAAUACCCCACGUAGCGGGUGGCUAGUGACCGGUAAAGCGCGAGAAUGUCGUCGGGGGACGUCGCGGCGAUGUGAUAGAGACAGAUGAAUGCCGCGGAGGGGAACAUGCCCUACUACUCCAACUCGGGCUUCCCCGGGCCCGGGUACGCUCAUUGCAGGUCCGGCUCGGACGGUAGGCUGCACAGGAGGGGGGGCCCGCUCCGGGACCCGGUGGAUGUUUUCGACAGCGGGGACUCCACCCUGUCCGAUUUGGAAGAUUCGGAAUCUGGAUCAGGAUCUGGAUCAGGGGUAGAGAUCGAUCCGAACCUACCCUACCCCCUCAUCGCUCCUAUCGCAUUAGGGUACCUGUCGCAGACCACCAGGCCGAGGAAUUGGUGUUUGGCGCUGAUUUCUAACCCAUGGUUCGAGAGGGUUUCGAUGAUGGUGAUCCUGCUCAAUUGUAUCACCCUUGGGAUGUACCAGCCAUGCCUCGAUAAGGACCCAUGUACCACCAACAGAUGCAAGAUUUUACAAAGGUUCGACGACUUCAUCUUUGCCUUCUUCUCGCUGGAAAUGACCAUCAAAAUGAUCGCCAUGGGAGUGUACGGACGAGGAUCCUACUUGGCCGAUUCGUGGAACCGUCUGGAUCUGUUCAUCGUCAUGUCUGGAGCCAUCGAGUACGGCUUGCCGAGUUUCAACAACCUCAAUCUAUCUGCCGUGAGGACUAUACGGGUGUUGAGGCCCCUCAGAGCCAUCAACAGGAUACCAAGUAUGAGAAUCUUAGUGAUGCUUCUGUUGGACACUCUUCCUAUGCUGGGCAACGUGCUACUGCUCUGUUUCUUCGUUUUCUUCAUCUUCGGCAUCGUAGGCGUACAGCUGUGGCAAGGAGUGUUGAGAAAUCGGUGCAAGUUCGAAGAAAAACAGCAUCCAGGUAUCCAGUUCCCAGCCGAGAUAGGCUACUUCUACAAACCGGUGGAGACGGACUACAUCUGCAGCAAGAACAACAAUUCAGGGAUGCACUUUUGCACCGACCUUCCGCCCUUCAAAAACGGAACCAACCCGCCCUGCAACCUCACGGUGGAGGAGAAGAACCUACCCCAGUAUAGGGACAACGACACGUUCUGCAUCGACUGGCAUAAGUACUACACCUACUGUGAAGGUAACAACUCGAACCCGUUCCAGGAUACCAUUUCGUUCGACAACAUCGGGUUGGCGUGGAUAGCCAUUUUUUUGGUGAUAUCUCUAGAAGGUUGGACUGAAAUCAUGUAUUAUGUUCAAGAUGGUCACAGCUUUUGGGACUGGAUCUACUUUGUUCUUCUUAUAGUGAUCGGCUCCUUCUUCAUGAUCAACCUCUGCCUGGUGGUCAUAGCCACCCAGUUUUCGGAGACGAAGAAGCGCGAGAUGGAGCGCAUGCGUCUGGAGCGGGCCCGCUUCCAGAGCACCAGCACUCUUGCCUCUUCGACCAAUAACAGCGAGCCGACCAGCUGUUACGCGGAGAUCGUCAAGUACGUGGCCCACCUGUGGCGCAGAUCGAAGAGGAGGUUGCUGAAGAGGGUGCGGCUGUACAGGAUGCGCAGAGACAGGCGCAGAGACGCGAAAAUGUGCGCUGGGGAGACUAUCGUGCUGAGCUGUGGUGGACGGCACCAUCCGAACUGCCCCAAGGUCAAACAAAAUCCGAAUUCUCACAGCGCGCCUAGUACCAGGGACGUUUCGAGGACUAGUUCGAUACUCAGCGAGAAUCUCACGAAGCAAGAAGACGUUCUAGAACUGACUGUUGUCCCGAAAAGGCCCAGUCUUCUCAGGGUCCCAUCUGCAUCCAAUCAAGAUGUCACUGCAUACAAUAAUAAUGACGCUUCCACUAAUCUUUUGUCUCCACCUUCGGCUCCAAACAACAGAAGAAGAUCCUCAGUUAUGUUCAGUGAUGUUGUAGUUCUGCAUGGUCAAAAUAAUUCUUCCCCGCCUACUUCAUCGAAUUUACUAUCGGCAAACACGAACAUCGACAAGAAGAAUGUAUGUUCCAGUGAAAAAACAACACAAGCAGGAGACGGCAACAUAUGGCAGACCGCCCCUUUGCCCCAGCAGCAAUCGCUGCAAACGCAACAGCAGAUCCAGCAGGACUGCAACGACCUGAUGAACGGCGAGGCUCUAACCUGCCAAGAACUUUUGGCCUUGGGAGCUAUCAACGCUGCCCUACCGACUGGCCAGAUAGUCCUCGACACGUUCUUCGAUUCCCUUUCCAAGGGCAUCAGCAACAGACAGAAACAGGCAGAGGUUACUGAACCCCAAAUGGUUCUGGAAGAAGACUACUCCUGCUGCCAGGAACUGUGGCACUGCGAAUCGGAGUACAAGAACGAGAAGAGGUCGAGGUUGUAUGUCAAUUGCUGUUUGGUGCUCAAGGGGUUCGUUCGAUGCUUGAAAACGAUGAGGAGGUGUAUCAAAAUCCUCGUCGAAUACAAGCUGUUCCAGCACGGUAUUCUGCUGGCCAUUUUGAUAAACACUUUGUCCAUGGGAAUAGAACACCACGAACAGUCUGAGAUAUUAACGCAUGUCGUGGAAAUUACCAAUAUAAUUUUUUCGGCAAUAUUCGCCGUAGAAAUGAUGUUGAAGAUCAUCGCUGAGGGUCCGUUUGGAUACAUUUCCAAUGGUUUCAACGUUUUCGAUGGGGUCAUCGUUAUUCUGAGCGGUAUUGAGCUUCUCAAAAAUUUUAUGGGAGAAGAACACGCCGAUUCUGGUUUGUCAGUGCUCAGAACAUUCCGUUUAUUGAGAAUAUUGAAAUUAGUAAGGUUCAUGCCAAAUUUGCGAAGACAAUUAUUCGUAAUGCUCAGAACCAUGGAUAAUGUUGCUGUGUUUUUUUCAUUAUUGAUUCUAUUCAUAUUUAUAUUCAGCAUCCUGGGCAUGUACCUGUUCGGUGGUAAGUUUUGCACCUAUGUAGAUGAUAACGGCAUCACAAAAGAUUGCGACUGCGAAUUGAUGAACGACCGUCGAUGUCUGUGCGACAGAAAGCACUUUAACAACAUCCUGUGGGCCACAGUGACAGUCUUUCAAAUUCUCACGCAAGAAGACUGGAAUAUGGUGCUUUCAAACGGCAUGGCAAAGACAUCUGAUUGGGCUGCUUUGUAUUUUGUGGCUUUGAUGACUUUCGGUAAUUAUGUGCUGUUCAAUUUGCUCGUCGCCAUUUUGGUGGAGGGGUUCAGUUCCGAGAGGAACGAGAGGAGGGAGAGGGAACAAAGGGAAUUGGCUAGAAGGAAGAUGUCCUGCAUCCUGGAGGCUACCAUGAGAGAAAGCUGCGACAAUAGUAGCCAGUCGUUCACCAGUUCCUCAGAUAGCUAUGUCCAAGAUAAGAACAAUUGUUGGAGAUCUGCUGAGGAAUUGGGAAAAUUCAAAGAUAUCAGAGGUCAAAGAUCGACUUAUACGAACUGUGAUUUGAAAGAUAAAAAUACGAGGAAAGACUGUUGCUUUAUCGGUAUAGAGCCAAAAUGUAAUAUCCAGAAAGAAUCACUAUGGAAGCAGCCAACCAGACAGAUCACACCUCCACUAAUUACGCAUACGGCUGCCACCCCUCAAGAUUCUCCGAGUACGAUUCUAGACGAAUUCCCGGAAUUCCGUUAUCACGUGACAUCGGCCGCAAGCGAAAAUCUGUCUGGCAGCGACACGACACCUUGUCACCAUUCUAAAACAGAUUCGGCCACCCAAAAAACUACGAGCCUGAGUCUACUCAAACCUCCCACACUCUCACCCCCACCGCUCACAUACCGGCACUUCGAGCACCCUUCAGAGGAACCCAAACAGUUAUCCAGAAGGCUGGUGACGCACAACGAGAGGAUCGGCACCAAGACGAUGACCUUCACCGAGAAGGUCACUCCCGUGACGAGCAAGAACGACACGCGGCAGGCGCUGGAGAAGAACAAGCUGCAGAGGAAGUGCUCUUGGAAGCUGGCGUCGAGGUCCAGGAGGAUCAAGAUCAGCGGCGGCGCGGAAUCUGAGGCCGUGCCUCUGAACAACGGGAGGGAUCAUUCGCAGUGCAACGGCGGGGGGAUGGCUAGACAGGCUAGUCCUCGAAAUGAUUCUCUACUGCAAUCGACGAUCAGGAUUCAAAACGACACCCAGAAGGACACACCAAACAAUAAGAGUGCCAAAGGAUUGAGUCCUCACAAUUCGAUCAGAUGUAGAUCGAAUACAUACAGCUCUGUGCCGUCUCAAGUGCCGAUACCACCCGCCUUGAUUCGGAAGAAUUCCCUCCAUAAACCCCCACUGACUCCAUCGAAGUUCGACAAGGCCAGUCCGGUCAUUUCGAGAGAAAACAGCAUCAAAGAGAAAUCCGUGAACAGCUUGAAUGACAAGACUUCCGGUGAAAAAAAUUACGAGGAUCACGUGUCGAGAACUUCUCCGAGAUUGAGCGUCAUCAGCAGGUUGGGGAUGAUUUUCGAGCCUACGGGUUGUAUCAGGGGGAAGGACGAAUACUCCCUGUAUUUAUUUCCACCUGAUAAUAAGUUCAGGAUAUAUUGUGGCUGGUUGGUGAAACAAACUUGGUUCGACAAUAUAGUUCUACUCUUCAUAGCCAUGAACUGUAUAACUUUGGCGAUGGAGAGGCCAAAUAUUCCACCAGAUAGUAGGGAAAAAUUAUUUCUCCAAUGUUGCAACUAUAUAUUUUCUGUUGUGUUCGCAACAGAGAUGUUUGUUAAGGUAGUAGCAGCUGGUAUGUGCUAUGGUCCAAAUGCCUAUUUCACUUCUGGAUGGAAUAUAAUGGAUGGUUCUUUAGUAAUCAUUUCUUUGAUAGAUAUUAUAAUGUUUUUGAUCAACGAUACCACCUCUAGGAUAUUCGGAAUAUUGAGGGUAUUUCGCCUUUUGAGAUCCCUUCGUCCAUUGAGGGUUAUUAACAGAGCUCCAGGUUUGAAACUAGUUGUACAAACGUUACUCUCGUCUUUGAGACCUAUAGGAAAUAUAGUACUCAUAUGCUGCACCUUCUUUAUAAUAUUCGGAAUCUUAGGAGUACAGCUAUUCAAAGGUACGUUUUAUUACUGCUCUGGUGAAAACCUCACUGGUGUAGUGACAAGGCAAGACUGCGAUGCCAGAAACUACGAGUGGAAAAACCAAAAAUAUAAUUUCGAUGACUUGGUGCAAGCUUUGAUGUCGCUAUUCGUUCUCAGCUCGAGGGAUGGCUGGGUAAACAUAAUGUACACUGGCUUGGACGCUGUCGGUGUGGACAAACAGCCCAUAGUCAAUUACUCAGAGUGGAGACUACUUUACUUCAUAUCAUUCAUCCUGCUGGUAGGAUUUUUCGUGCUCAACAUGUUCGUGGGAGUGGUGGUGGAGAAUUUCCAUAGGUGUCGAGAGGAGCAAGAGAAAGAAGAAAGAGUCCUCAAGGCUGCGAAAAGGGUGUUGCAAAUGGAAAAGAGAAGGAGAAAAAUGCACGAGCCGCCCUACUACAUCAACUACGCCCCCUGGCGGCUGGACAUACACAAGAUAGUCACUUCCAAGUACUUCGAUCUGGCCAUCGCCCUUGUCAUUGGUCUGAACGUCAUCACGAUGGCGACGGAACGUCACGAAAUGCCGGACUACUGGGAGUACGCCUUGAGGAUAUUCAAUUAUUUUUUCACCGCCGUCUUCAUAUUGGAGAGUACGAUGAAGCUGAUCGCGCUAGGGUUCAAGAUAUACGUGAAGGAUAAGUGGAAUUUGCUGGAUGUGGCUAUAGUGAUACUGUCCGUGGUUGGGAUUCUCAUCGAGGAGAUAGUACAGGAUUUGAAGAUCAUUCCGAUCAAUCCGACCAUCAUCAGGGUGUUAAGGGUCAUGAGAAUAGCCAGAGUACUAAAACUUCUGAAAAUGGCCAAAGGAAUAAGAGCCCUUUUGGAUACAGUGAUGCAAGCUCUACCACAAGUCGGAAAUCUUGGAUUGUUGUUUUUUCUGUUGUUUUUCAUAUUUGCAGCAUUAGGUGUGGAAUUAUUUGGAAGACUGGAUUGUACGAAGACCCCAUGUCAAGGCUUGGGUGAACACGCACAUUUUGAAAAUUUUGGAAUGGCUUUUUUGACCUUGUUCAGGAUAGCGACAGGCGACAACUGGAACGGAAUUAUGAAGGACACUUUGGAUGAUGAAUACUGUAGCCAUAGUGUCGACUGCAUAAAAAAUUGUUGCAUCUCACCCAUAAUAGCUCCAAUUUUCUUCGUUAUAUUCGUACUAAUGGCUCAAUUCGUAUUAGUGAACGUUGUGGUAGCGGUAUUGAUGAAGCACUUGGAAGAAUCGCACAAGCAUUUGGAAGACGAACAAGAUAUGGAUGCUCAAUUAGAGCGGGAAUUCGCGGAAAAACAAGAAAUAGAUGAGAGACGCGAGCUUUGCUUGGCCCUCCAACUCGAUCAAGAAUGCCAAAGACAAGAAAUGCCGUUGAAGAAGGUUAUGUCUCUGCCAUCGAACUUCACCUACAACCCACCUGGCACUAAAGUGACGUUGGAAAAACAAUCCUCGCAAACGAGACGUCAAACUUUGCACAGCCACCAGCCCAUCAUAAUGCCCCACAUAGAAGACAUCAAGAACAUAGACGAAUCAGUACCUGACAUAUACAGCAUACAAGAGUUCGUCGUUCCGGAACAUCACGAGAAAAACUACAACCAAAUCAACUUCGACGAAAUCCUCACGAUUCCCGAUACCAACGAUAAAACUCCCAAGGAAGUCAAGCCCAGAACUCCCAGGUCUCCCAGAAGGACUAGCAACGAACAGAGGAAUGUUCUACUCGCUGUUCCGCAAGAAGUUAAACCUCUGCACAGAAUGUUCGGUAGCACCAAACACCUGAUGCAGAAACAGCUCUCGAUGGAUGUCAGUGAUGACAAUCCUUAUCUACUAUCGAUUCCAGGUGCACAAGAUUCAAUUGCUCCUGCCCAAGCGCAGAAUCUUCGAAAAAAAGGCAAUGGAAAUAAGAAGGAUGUUGAAGGUACGCAGUUAAGUAUUCCAAUUGUCACAAUGGAAUACGAUGGAAAAGCUGAAGGUGAUAAAGACAAUGAUACUCAAUUAAAGUAGAUAUAUUUUUGUAUGUUGUGUAAAUAGGUGUAAAAAUAUGUCUAGUCAUGUUUAUUUUUACAUAUCUGUAGCAACUGUGUGGUAUUAGUAUAAGUAUUGUUGAAUACUACAAUGACUGUCGAGACAUAUGCAGGGUUAAUCAUAAUAUUUCACUCUUGUAUAACGUUCUGCGUAUCUGGAAACUACAGAAGAAAGCAUGAAUACUAAUUCUUCAUUGCCUUUGAAAAGUAGUUUGGGAAUUUGGAUUCAAUUUUAGACACUAAGUUUGAAAGGGAUACUGUUAUGGUUUUUUCACAAUUUUUUCCUAGAUGAUUCGUCAAGUGAUAAGGGUCUGCCAAAUAUAGAUGAAGAUAAUGAAAUAAAUUAGUGUAAAAACUUCACCAACGAUAUGAGUUCUACAAAAUCGUUAUGAAUUCAUUAGGAGAAGUGAGAAUAACCAAAAAUAGGGAGAAGCCUAUAUGAAACUUGAAAAGAACUAAUUAUAUGUGUCUCAAUUUCAAAGUUAAUAAGAUGUGGUCAAAUUUAAAAUUACUGGUAAUUUUUUAGUAUUAAAUGCGAACGUCCUCUUUUGCUCAUCUCUGUAGUUUCAGCAAUGCAAAAAUCAAAUUUUCUGCGUUCCAAUAUAAAAAUAAAGUUGAGGUUACGCUGCCAUAGGCCAGCCCUCUACUUCACUUUCCUCUGGCACCACGUGACCCCACGCAUGCUUCAAAAACGACACGCCCCCUGGGCCAGUAGAGAGAAGUGAGUGGAGGGGUUGGUCUAUACCAUAGCGAUCCCUACUCAAGACAGUUUUUAUAUUCCUCAAAAUUUCCGUCGGUCAUUGUAGAGGAUGUUAAGGUCGGUUGUCAGCAGGGUCUUGAAGUAUUGCUACUUGAACUGAAUACCUCAUUUUGGGUUUAUUUUCUUCAUUAUUGUUGAUAUCCUUGUUGUGGAACAAGAGGCUGCCGAUUGUCGACCUUGAACAUCCUGUAUAUCAAGGUUAAAUAUUGAAACAUAGGAAUUAAAUCGAAACUAUCGAAUUUCAAGAAUAUUUACAUAAUUAUUUGAAGACGCUUUCACUCUGUCAAUGUUAAUUGAAAUUAUUAUUAUUCAGAAAAUAUUGAAAAUUGGUGUUUAAAAUAUAUAGUUUACGAAUAAUAGAAGGUACUAAUAGCUGGCAAUUAGAUAAAAUUAUGAGGUUCACCAUUUAAGAUGCAAUUUUGUUGAAACAAAUCGAAUAUCAUAACUAAAUACUAUAUAUAAAAUUUUGUUAUUAUAUAUAAUAUUAUAAUUAUGAUGUCGACACUUUCCAAGACCAUGAAAUAACUAGUUUGAAAUGGUGGCUCCUGAAAUUUCGAUGAGUAGUUUAUAAUAGAUGAAAACUUGCCAAUGGAAUAAUGCCAAAAGAUCUUCGAUUGAAUGAGAAGCAAUAACACUUUGGAAGUCUGAAUAUGAUCACGGAUCUUAUCACAAAGUUAUCGUGGAAGAAGAAGAAAUAAUUCUUAAUUUCGAUCACAGAAAUUUCACGGAUUUCUGGAAGCUGUUAUGAACCAGAAAGAGAAUGACUUUAACAAAUAAAACUCUCGGGUAAUCUAUUAGAUAGUAAUAAAGUAGAGUAAAUUACUCUUUAAUGUUAACAUAAUUCUUAUUUUUUUAAUAAUGUACUUAACUGUCUUCUAGAUCAGAUUCUGUUAAUUUUUCUAUCAACUUUUCAAGAGGGGGUUUCCAUUAGUGUGAUUUCUUUUUCACUAUAGUAGGAAGUAUUCAACAUAACUCUAAUUCAAAUAUCAUUCAGUACUCAUUUUGUAUACGGAUUUAGUUGAGAAAAAACGACACUUAUCCACUGUAUUCCACUUCAACUCUGAAAGCUACUACCGCUAUCGUUUUUCUUUCAAUCUACACCGGAUGUUAGUGCGAGAAAUUGAAGUGGUAAUACUUAGGUAGAUGACCUAAAGUAGAGUUCCUAAAUGUACUUGACACUGCCUGUUUUGACGUUUUUUGUAUGGGUUGCGUGCAAGAACUGUCAGAUGACCGACAUUGGAGGCAAAACAUUGAAACACAACGUCACUUUUCUUAUUUGUGAUCGAAAUAGUUUUCCACAAUUAUUUUGGCAUAUGAAUCGUAUUUUUCCGCUAUUCAUCAAUUCGCUCAUGCCAUCACAUUGUGCUGUUGUAAAUUGCACAAAAACUGCAGCGGAAGAUGAAGGAAUCCGGAUGGUACAUUAUGAUUUAAAAGUAAGUACCUACUAUAGUCACUCACAUAUAGUUUUCAUUUUUGAAAUUUAGUUAUUUCUCUGAUUUCUCAUCGGAAUUCCUUCUGCAAUAGGAGCUUAUAGAAAUAUACCUGAAAUUUCUAGAAUAAUGCAAGAAGAUUGGAUUCAUGCAAUCAAUCGGGAGGACUGGUCUGACAUGCUGACGAUCGUGUGUAUUGUAGACAUUUUCAAUCUAUUAGCAGCAUUUGCUUGUAUUGCAGAAGUGGCAGAAUGCAGAAGGAAUUUUAAUAAGGAAUGACAACAUUUCAUAAUGAUAACUAUGUGAGAUUACUUUUUACCUGAAAAAUCAUAUUCCCUAGUCUCUUGCUGCAUUUUUUGUGCAUUGUACAACAGCACAAUGUGAAGGCAUGCUUGAAUUAAUGAAUAACGCAAGAAACACGAUUCGUAUGCCAAAAUAUUGUGAAAAACUAUUUUAACCUUCUGAUUCCUCUGUGACCAAAUAAAAAAGUGAGGUUGUGUUACAAUAAUUCACAGAAGAAUGAGGUUGUGUUUCAAUAUUUUGCCUCCAGGGUCGGUCUUUGUGCAUGCGACCUAUACAAAAAACGUCAAAACAGCAGUAUCAAGUACAUUUAGGAACUCUACCCUGAAGUAACUUCCUAAAAUAAUGCAUUUUUAAGUUACCAAUCACAAGUUACGUAUAACUCAACAUUUUCAUUUUUGUCAAAUACGGUGAUGUCCAAUGAGUAUAAACUUUUUGCAAAUAAAUGAAAAAUGUACUUCACUACUGAAAUAAAUGCUAUAAGGGAUUGAUAAUCCAAUAUUCUCUUAUUGAUUCAACUUAAAUUCUUAGAAACAAUCUGGAACUUACAGGGUCCUGAUAUGUAGCUGCUUAGAAUAAUCAUUUGUUUUACUGGUUAUAUCUUUCUGAGGGAAACAAUGGAAAUAGACAAUCUCUCUUCGCCUUCUACAUGCUAUUUUCGAAUAAUAAAAAACAAAAAUAAACAAGCAAAUCCUGUAACACAACUCCAAUUCGAAAAAAUUGUGAUAUAGGAUUUCAAAAUAAGUCAAAUUAAAAGAUACCUUACUACCAUCACAGCAUUAACUUUGUAUCUUGUAUGCAUUUAUUAACCACAUGAAAUCCACAUUUUGAAACCGAUUUCAAAUAUUUCUUUUUCAGCAGAAAGAGCAUCAAGGAGUUUCCUCUAGCACAUACAGUGUGUACUGCUUUUUUGAAAAAUAUACCACUCGAAAAUACCUAUGAGGUGGUCUAUGACUUGAGUUUGAUUAGUUCUCGGAUCGUUCAUUUCACUUUGAAAUAUAAGGCAAAGCAGACUCCUGAAAAUGAUUUACAGAUUUUUUGGCAAAUUUUGAUGACAUUUUGCGUAAAAAGGAAUUUUUGAAAUCGAUUGUGAAAUAUGUAUCUUACAAGGGUUUUCCGGUCUUAGGUCACAAUGUAUUUAUUUAAUAUAGCAUUAGCAUUAAAUCAAAAGUUUUAAACUUGCCCUAGUGGUCAAGAUGAAUAAAUUAGAUCGAACGCUUCAAAUAAAAAUUGAAACAAACUUCCCAAAAUUAAUGAAAAUCCAAACGAAUUCGUUUGCCUGAAGUUCAUUCAUCAGGAACAAUAUCCUAGAGAAGCGAUGUAAAAUGAAAAUGACUAUUUUUCUUUCAGAGUUCAAAUCAUGUUUUCCAUCAAGAUCCAUUUAUUUAGAUAUCUGUGAUAUUUUUAGUCUCAUUAGAAUAGUUGAUUUUAAAGAAUUGUCUAUAUUGUUGAUUGAAAAUUAAUAUUUGUUGAAUGUCAUUGGAUAUGCUAAGAGCUGUUCUGGAUUUCAACGAAUCUUAAUGUUUCAAGCUAUUUCGGUUGUUGAAAAAUUCAGUUAUUUCUUCUACCUGUGCCUUUUUCUGUCUUGAUAGCAGAACAUCUUGAUUUCUACUGUCAUAGCAUAUAAGAAAAAAUGUACAACUUAUAUCUGAUAUUACAAUAAAACUGAUAUUAGAGAGAUGUUUC